AUGAAGAAGGCAGAAUAUGGUUUGAAUGGUGAGAGUGCUGGGGGUCCAGAUGAAUUUAAUUGCAGUUUCUUUCAUGCUUGCUGGGAUAUCAUAGGUGAAGAUGUGAUGGAUAUGGUUAAGGAAUUCUUCAAUAUGCAGGAUCUUCCUAAGUUUGUGACUCAUACAAACUUGGUAUUACUACCAAAAAAGAAGAAAGUGGUGACCUUUUCUGAUAUGAGGCCAAUUAGCCUUAGCUUUGUGAAAGGAAGAAAUAUUAUUGAAAAUAUGUUGCUAACGCAGGAAAUUAUUACUGACAUGAGGUUGAGAACUAAGGCAGGACCUAAUGCUGUGAUCAAGCUAGACAUGAUGAAGGCAUAUGAUAGACUAUCUUAG
Molecule: messenger RNA, 372 nt
Organism: Nicotiana tabacum (common tobacco)
Lineage: Eukaryota; Viridiplantae; Streptophyta; Magnoliopsida; Solanales; Solanaceae
Source: RefSeq, a predicted model, not a curated record